GCAACAAACAAUAUUUGUAGACUACUAGAAAAGCCGCGCUCCCAACCAGAAAGACCCUCAGCCCCCACCAAGGAGGAGCGAAGAGACUCCUUCCGCAGGCCCGUCCUACGGCACCUCCGAUUGGCCAGGAAGCCAAGGCAGGCGUGGCUAUCGAAAACGGGGUGUCGAUCGGCCGUAGCGUUGGUUUUAGAGCCGGAGUCGGUGAAAGGAGGCAGCGAUGGCGUACGGCGGCCUACUGGUGCCCAUCAUCGUCAUGAGCGUUUUCUGGGGGGUGAUCGGCGGAGUUUUGCCGUGGUUGGUCCCCAAGGGCCCUAACCGGGGUGUUAUUAAUACAAUGCUGGUGAUUACUGCUGUGUGCUGCUACCUAUUCUGGCUGAUUGCCAUUCUGGCUCAAUUGAACCCACUCUUUGGACCACAGUUAAAAAGUGACACAAUCCUGUAUCUGAAGGAACAGUGGCCUUAACCAUUGCGUCUUUUUCUAUGGCAGUAUAUGAGCUAGGUUAUGAUAAAGUUCCUUUCAUUGAAUGAUGCCUUUACUGUAUUUUGAAUCAAUCCAUGUCUACCUUAAUGCCUGUGUUCCAUUAUGAAGAAUAUUUAACUCAGACAUUUUUCAUACUCCUGAAGUGCCUAACGGGUAUUUUGUACCUGAUUUCUGUAAAAGUUUGCUUGAAUUUCAAGUGUUACAAAAUGUUCUAUCAUUCCUAUGAUGGCUAGGUUUAUUGACAAUACCCUAUAUCUCACCAAGAAAACUUGGAAUAAAUUUCUAUUCUGCUUAC
Thamnophis elegans (Western terrestrial garter snake) is the source of this 776-nucleotide messenger RNA. It is a transcript of the gene ATP6V0E1, whose product is annotated as ATPase H+ transporting V0 subunit e1. Lineage: Eukaryota; Metazoa; Chordata; Lepidosauria; Squamata; Natricidae. The transcript has 4 exons. Gene Ontology annotation, biological process: proton transmembrane transport. The record is from RefSeq and is a predicted model, not a curated record. The coding region runs from base 218 to 463 and encodes 81 amino acids. Gene Ontology annotation, cellular component: proton-transporting V-type ATPase, V0 domain. Gene Ontology annotation, molecular function: proton-transporting ATPase activity, rotational mechanism.